This is a messenger RNA of Salvelinus sp. IW2-2015, 1958 nucleotides long. It is a transcript of the gene fam234a, whose product is annotated as family with sequence similarity 234 member A. The record is from RefSeq and is a predicted model, not a curated record. NCBI's taxonomy places the organism in Eukaryota, Metazoa, Chordata, Actinopteri, Salmoniformes, Salmonidae.
UAGGGUUGGGUCGUCCCAAUGAUCCCAGAUUGCAAUGACUAUUUCACGAUAGCUAGUAGGGCCUGUCAAGGUGUGAAUUGUUUACGCAGGUGAAGUUGGAUUGACAGUUCUCGAUCAAACAAAGACACGGACAGAAGUAGCUUCUAAAGUCUGUUCGGGCUAUGACACAUUGCUGAAGAGAUAAUGGAGCCAACAGACCAUGCCACAGAAGCCGACCCCCUGAAGAGGGAGGAGGAUGGGGUUGAGGGCGGUGGAACGGCACCACCAGCGCAGACCAAGAAGAAGAGUUUGGGUCUGGCCAAGUUGUCCCACUGGAGGACGGCUGCCUUCUUCCUCUCCCUCUUCCUCUGCCUCAUCAUCGUCUUCGCCUUCUCUUUCAUCAUCCCCUGUCCCGUCCGUCCGCAAUACCUCACCUUCUGGAACCGCACCUUCCCCCAAGCAGCCACCUAUGAUUUCCUGGCCAUUGAGGAUGCAAGCAAAGACAAAGUGAUGGACGUGUUGUUUGUCCUGAAGGCCCAGGAGGGCAGUCAGAACAUUAGUUGUUUUGCUGAAGGUCUGGACACACCUUGUGUGUUUGUGUCGGCGGUAGCAGGGACCAACGGGGAGACUCUGUGGGAGCGGCCCUUGGCCCCUGAGUUCCACUGGGCCAAUUAUGGUCUGGACGGGCUGAGAGAGAUGGACAGAGGCUGCCUUCUGUCCCAUUCCAACCAGCUCACUGCUAUCGACAAAUACACUAGAGUGGUGACGUGGGCGCGGCUCCAGCCUCCCAACCUGAGGAGUACCUUACCUGUCCUCAGUGUCUCAGACCUGGAUGGGGACGGGGUAAGCGACGUGGCUCUGGUGGCGCCCAGCCCAACGCAGACACAGCUGGUGAUCCUCUCGGGGAAGACCGGUGUCCAGAUUGGCUCAGAGGUGGUUCUUGACACCGCUGAGUGUGCCAUGCAUCUCCUCCAUUCCACAGGGAAAGGCUCCAACUAUGUACUGCUCCAGAAAGACUCGGGGUUGUAUGGCCUGGCCCUGUGGAGGAUUGCAGCCCAGGCUAAGGCAGGCAUGGAAAAAGGCCUCAAGAAGGACAAGCACUGGGAGCGCAAAGCCAAUGACUCCUCUGGCCUUGUAUCAAUCUAUGAGUCUGGGUCAUUGAGCGUGUUGAGGACAGGAAAGGCAGAGGGUCUCUCCAACCUGCUACUGGUCACUGGGGGUAGUGUGGUGCUGAUAGAUGGCGACAGUCUGAACUUACUGUGGAGAGUCAACACCAGCACAGUCCUCAGCGAGCCUUCUUUUGGCCACUUCAACAAAGAUGGCACACUCGACAUAGUGAUCGAGGAGGACAUUGGCAACCGCAUUAAAAGGGUGGUGAUCCUGGACGGAAACACAGGAGGUACAGUGUGGGAGGUCAACCUACUGGCCAGCCCCAACUCACCCAAGCCAGCCUCAGUCAACACCAUCAACUCCUUCUCUGUGUUCAUGUUCUGGGGGCUGAUGCCCUCCGAGGCCAACACUACAAGGGAUUUGAGUGAGGAGCGGCGCUCCUACAUGCUGUAUCCCCACUACUCCACAGUUCUCCUGGAGAAGAGCAACGUCAUGGACCACAUCAUCGCAUUUAAAGCCACCCUGUUGGAGCGGGGGCGCCACGCCUGCUACAUCAUGUUGACGGGGCCCGAGGGGGAGGGGACCGAGGGGACGGUGGACCUUAGCAAGCGCAAACUGAAACAGGACGUCACCGACAGCCGGGUCCUCCGCCUGGGCUCCAUAAGCAGCAAAGACACUAACGAGGAAAUCAAAGAGGCCUUCCAGAGACUGCGUUUCAGCGAUGAGUGACAGGACACUGUUACCAUGACAACAUUGCUGCUGAUAUCGAAACUGUGUUACAAUAGAUAUGACAACCGUUACUGCUGACAAUCAACCAACUGUGUAGCUAUGGUUACCUUAAAGCUGACUACUAAACCUUCUUCUGCUGA